AUGGAAGACGAGAUGCGGCAUUUUUGCCAAGCGCAUUUUCGUUUCGUGCUUGCCUUUUGUUGUGUGCCUUUCUUUGGUUUAUUGCAAUGUGUAUCAAGACUUGACAAAUUGGAACGACUAAUGUCUUUGUGUGCUCACAUGCGUUUUGAAGCCACUUGGAUUCUGGUGCUUAUCUAUUGUGUGACUUUCUUUUGUUUGGUGCAUUAUAUAUCGAAGCAUGACGAUCUCGAACAACUAUCAAGAGCGAGUGGUUCAGAACAUGAUUUCAAGUUCUCUCAUUUCAAUCAGACAUUCUUUGCGACUGACGUGCUCACAACAUAUCCUAUCAAGCUCGAAGAACGGAUGAAAUGCAAUGUUGAUGCGAAAGCAUCACCUAAGCUAAUUCUUUCUUGGAACGCUGGAUUUUCGCAGGAAAAUCUGGGCGGAUGUCCUGAUUGGAACUGCAGAUUGAUCGAUGACAAGGACAAGAUCAAGGAAGACGAUGCGGUGUGA
Messenger RNA from Cylicocyclus nassatus, 492 nucleotides. Lineage: Eukaryota; Metazoa; Nematoda; Chromadorea; Rhabditida; Strongylidae. The record is from the annotation of a GenBank genome assembly.